AAAUGUUCAGAUGAAUGCCUAAUUAAAUCCGUUUCGAUUUUACAGUGCUAAGAACGUACAGGCAAAGAUAUGCGCCAAGUCGUUACAAAUUGACGACUGAAAACGAAAAAUAGGGAUACAAAAUAGCUAGGCCUUCCUUCACAUACAGCACCGUUACACUAAACAUGCAGAAUACGUUUCAUACAUUCUGACAAUGCGGUUAUUUCCAUUUCAGGGGGCGUACAGGAGGUGAUGAGGUAUUGUCCUCUCACGCAGCAGGUCCUUCUCACAACUCUGUUCUGCCCCGCUGGAACAGUCAUUCGGGCGGUGCACUGUAUUCUACCCUGCCGUCGUUCUAGAGUCCGUAGAUACCGGGACAGUUUUUAAAGCCAGAAAAUGAACACGACCUUCAACAGCUACCAUGAGGGGAACAGGUCAAUGCCAAGUACCACCUUGUCACCAGGGAUCCCCGAUGGGGUCAACGAGACCUGUCGCUUUAAUGAGGAGUUCAAGUAUAUCCUGCUGCCGCUGUCUUAUGGCUUGGUGUGUGUGUUUGGUCUUCUUCUCAACUCUGUGGCCCUGUGGAUGUUCCUGACCAAGAUGAGGCCCUGGAACACCAGCACCGUGUACAUGUUCCACUUGGCGCUGUCCGACAUGCUCUACGUCCUCUCCCUGCCCACCCUCGUCUACUACUACGCCAACCGCAACCACUGGCCCUUCGGCGUGGCUCUCUGCAAGAUCGUACGCUUCCUGUUCUACGCCAACCUCUACUGCAGCAUCCUCUUCCUCACCUGUAUCAGUGUCCACCGCUACCUGGGCAUCUGCCACCCGAUCCGUGCGGUCACCAUGGUCAAGCCUCGGCACGCCCACGUGGUGUGCGGCCUGGUGUGGGUGGCAGUCACCGCCUGCCUGGUGCCCAACCUGAUCUUUGUGACCACCACCGGCCGCGACGGGGGCACGCUGUGCCACGACACCACUCGCCCGGAGGACUUUGAGCGGUACGUGGCGUACAGCUCGGUCCUCACGGUGCUGCUCUUCGGCAUCCCCUUCUUGGUCAUUGUGGUGUGCUACUGCCUGAUGGCGCGGACGCUGUGCCGCCCCCGGCGCGGUCUGUCCUCCGGCCAGCAGGGGGCCUCCUCCUCCCGCAGGAAGUCCAUCAAGCUGAUCGUGGUGGUGCUGGUCGUCUUCGCGCUGUGCUUCGUGCCCUUCCACAUCACGCGCACCCUCUACUAUGCCUACCGCGUGCUGGACGCCGACUGCCACGUACUCAAUGUCAUCAACUUUGCUUACAAGAUCACCCGUCCGCUGGCCAGCGUCAACAGCUGCAUCGACCCCAUCCUCUACUUCCUGGCCGGGGAUCACUACCGCUCCAAACUGAUCCAGGCCCUCAAAAGGCGGAGGCAGAACACCACCACAUGUUCUGCCGCUUUUGUGGUGCCACGGCAACUUCCUGGCAACGGUAAAAUCGGGCUCAUGUACAAGAACUCUGACGCUAAAGCCUGUGUUGAACCACCUCCAAGCUAGAGCUAGUGCAAGGUGGAGAGUAAUCACAACUGUGGGGUAAAUCAUAGCACAAGCUCAGAUAAACACUGAGAUCUUGCCCCAAUGCCCCAUUGCUGGGAUAUCCUAAUGGUUGUCUUAGUGACUGAUAAUGAGAUCUUAGCCACUGUUAUAGGAUAGUGAGCAAUGGAAUGGGCGGUAUACC
Molecule: messenger RNA, 1684 nt
Organism: Anguilla anguilla (European eel)
Lineage: Eukaryota; Metazoa; Chordata; Actinopteri; Anguilliformes; Anguillidae
Gene: p2ry4
Product: pyrimidinergic receptor P2Y4
Exons: 2
Coding region: 376-1503 (375 amino acids)
Biological process (GO): transepithelial chloride transport; G protein-coupled receptor signaling pathway
Cellular component (GO): plasma membrane
Molecular function (GO): G protein-coupled purinergic nucleotide receptor activity; G protein-coupled UTP receptor activity
Source: RefSeq, a predicted model, not a curated record